AGUUCACGUAUCCACAGCGUACUCUCACGCCACCAAGAGUAGAGUGGGUCAAGCAGUGAAGGAACAGUUCUACGAUAGUCCUGUGCCACCAAAUGCUAUAAUAGACAUGGCAGAAAGCAUUGAACAAAACAAAUUGGAAAAUAUGAUGCAACUAGUAAAAAAAGAUUAUGCGAAUACGUAUACAUUUAGUAAAGCAUUAGCAGAAGAAGUUGUAAGAACUGAAGGACGUGGCUUACCUAUUUGUGUUGUUCGACCAUCUAUUGUCAUAAGUUCAUAUCGUGAACCAAUGCCAGGGUUGGUUGAUCCAUGGAAUAUAAACAGCCCCAGUGGCGUUUUGUUGGGAAUUUAUACCGGAGUAAUUCAUGUUCUAAAAUCCACAAGUGACAUAGUCGUGAGUUAUGUUCCAAUUGACAUAGUCACAAAUACAAUAUUGGUGGCUGCACGGGAGAAUACACUACAACAGUCAAAUGUAGAGAAUAUUAAAAUUUAUAAUGUAACGAACAAUAGAAAUCCGCUUUUGUGGAGAGAUUAUUCUAAAGUUCUUAAUACAUUUGGAAGAAAUCUGAUAUCUACAAAGGCAAUAUGGUAUUGUUUUGCUUUUGAAACACCUUCUAAAUUUCUUAGUAUACUGCUUUUUUGGCUUCUACAUUUCAUUCCUGCAUUUUUUGUGGACAUUGCGUGCAAGAUAACAGGAAAACCAUCAAUAAUGAUACAAACUUACAAAAAGAUAUACAACUUGAUAUCUGCGUUGGAAUUUUUCAUAAACAAUGAUUGGAAAUUUCAAGACGAUAACACUGUCAAUCUUUAUUUGAACCUGUCGAAUAAUGAUCGAGACAUUUUCAACUGCGAUAUGGCUACAGUUGACAACAAAGAAAUGACUGAACUUUGGGUGUAUGGAGUUCGGAAGUAUUUGAUAAAGGAUGUCAGCCUUAAAACAGCUACAAGAAAGCAAUUUUGGUUAAAAAUAAUAACAUGUCUGAUAUUUAUUUUAUAUGCUUAUGUGUUCUAUAAUAUUAUAAUGUCUAGCUACUGGAUAGUAACUAAAUUUAUGUAAACUUCUCUUUUUGAA
This is a messenger RNA of Papilio polytes (common Mormon), 1069 nucleotides long. RefSeq names its product fatty acyl-CoA reductase 1-like. NCBI's taxonomy places the organism in Eukaryota, Metazoa, Arthropoda, Insecta, Lepidoptera, Papilionidae. The transcript is spliced from 6 exons. Gene Ontology annotation, molecular function: alcohol-forming very long-chain fatty acyl-CoA reductase (NADP+) activity. Gene Ontology annotation, biological process: long-chain fatty-acyl-CoA metabolic process. Gene Ontology annotation, cellular component: peroxisome. The record is from RefSeq and is a predicted model, not a curated record. Bases 107 to 1054 code for a protein of 315 amino acids.